Molecule: messenger RNA, 387 nt
Organism: Penicillium taxi
Lineage: Eukaryota; Fungi; Ascomycota; Eurotiomycetes; Eurotiales; Aspergillaceae
Product: WW domain-containing protein
Exons: 2
Coding region: 1-387 (128 amino acids)
Molecular function (GO): protein binding
Source: RefSeq, a predicted model, not a curated record
AUGCCGCAGGAGGCUCCAGCAGACACGGCAGGCCCGUCUUCUCCGCCACCCCGAUUACCUGAGGGAUGGCUUGCUCAAUGGGAAGGUGUCCAGCGCAAAUGGUACUUCGUGCAGAGAACAACGGGCAAGUCGCAAUGGGAAAUACCAACUGAGCCCAUCCUCCUCACCCCUUCUACAACCCCGACGAUUAUCGGAACCGGUCCCUCCCAACUACCCCCUUCGCGACCAUCAACAAAUAGCUAUAAUAUGACAGGAGUGAGCCAUACGCUAGCCGAGCGGAUUGAAUCCGCUGCAGAUAGUGCGAGAAUUUCCGUAGGGAAUUAUGCUCAUUAUUUCUGCAAAAAACAUUGUCAGAGUGGCACUGAUGGUGCAAUAGAGCUCCGUUGA